Arachis stenosperma is the source of this 653-nucleotide messenger RNA. RefSeq lists its product as uncharacterized. NCBI's taxonomy places the organism in Eukaryota, Viridiplantae, Streptophyta, Magnoliopsida, Fabales, Fabaceae. The transcript is spliced from 2 exons. The coding region runs from base 198 to 434 and encodes 78 amino acids. The record is from RefSeq and is a predicted model, not a curated record.
CCACGAAUCUGUGGUUUGUGUUGUGGCUGUGAAAUCUGAAAUCGCAAUUUAUGGUUCUCUCAUUAGAAACAGGAAAAGCGCUCGUCUAAUCCAACACUGCUCCGCUUCGCGAAGCUUCUCUCGACUCUACCGUCCUUGCCGCUUUCUUCUUCCACCAACAACAUUCACCCUCCGCUCUCGCAUUGUUUUUGCCUUCCAUGGGAAACAAAAUGGGGAAGCAAGAGAAGGAUGAUGUAAUAUUUUUGAAGAUCGUACCUCCUGUGGACCAGGUAUAUGCCAAGUGGCUUGCUAGAGAUGUUGAGAGAAUUCAUCGCUUUGUUCCAAAACAUACUCGUGCAGUAAAGCCACCGGAUCAUUAUGUGGAGUACAUGAAGUUGAAUGGAUUGUUGGAUGUGGAUCUGGAUGAUCCUGCUCUUGCGCAUUUGUUCAAGUAGAUAUAUAAUCUCAGAUCUGUAUGCAAUUCAGAGAAGUAGCAUGAGUUGAUAUACUUGCAUUGCAUUGUGAAUAACUGAAUAUAUUGAUGUUUAUUUUCCUGUCUUUCAUUGCUUUUUCCUAUAAGAGUUUCUAGAGUUUUUGUUUCUUAAAAUCUUUGUUUGGAUAGAUGACAGAGAAUGAUUGCUUGGGAGUGAUUUGAAAGAAAGUUGCUAUAUUUA